Molecule: messenger RNA, 609 nt
Organism: Kwoniella shivajii
Lineage: Eukaryota; Fungi; Basidiomycota; Tremellomycetes; Tremellales; Cryptococcaceae
Exons: 4
Coding region: 1-609 (202 amino acids)
Biological process (GO): regulation of transcription by RNA polymerase II
Cellular component (GO): mediator complex
Molecular function (GO): transcription coregulator activity
Source: RefSeq, a predicted model, not a curated record
AUGUCCUUGGGUCCACCACAUCUGCCAUCGCCAGCACUGACCCCAAGAUCUGAACUUCCACAGCCUGCGGCUAAUUCGAUUCCUGAUCAGGCAGCUCUGAGGGCGGAAUUGGAGAUAACAUUACUUCGACUGACUCAGGAUCUUUAUGAGCUGGAGAUAUGCGCCGGUGAUGUUGAGAAAGAGAGAGAGGAUGCUGUACCCACAUACCUAAUGAACGUGAAUCAAGGAUUUAUCAAUCUCGAGAGAAUAGCCAGUCAAUUAGGCGAUAGUGUUCCUCAUCAGGUGGUAGAUCACAUCGACCGGUUCAAAAAUCCUCAUGUAGUUACUAAAAACACUUUAACGCGUGCUGUUGGAGAGAAUCAAUACGCUCUAGGCAGGGUACUAGGUUUAGAAAGCUUCCGACGUCAAUUACACGAUGCUCUUUCGAGCGAGUUCCCGGAAGCUGCUUUACCUGAACGAAGGCAUCAUCCCAUAGUGCCGAUCAAGGUGGAUGACGAGGAGUGUGACGGGAACGGGAAAGUCACUCGAAGUAACGGAGGUUCCGAUGUUAGCAACGUGAAGGUGGAAGAAGGUAGAGAAGUGGUGAUCAGUGGGAACGACCAAGCAUAG